Messenger RNA from Pelobates fuscus (common spadefoot toad), 621 nucleotides. Its product is annotated as prion-like protein doppel. NCBI's taxonomy places the organism in Eukaryota, Metazoa, Chordata, Amphibia, Anura, Pelobatidae. Gene Ontology annotation, biological process: protein homooligomerization. The coding region runs from base 72 to 599 and encodes 175 amino acids. Gene Ontology annotation, cellular component: membrane. The record is from RefSeq and is a predicted model, not a curated record. The transcript is spliced from 2 exons.
UGUGGCUGUGUGGUAUUUUCUUUCAAUCUGACUUUCGACACAUAACCAGCUAUACAGCAGGUGGCAUUAGAAUGGUCAGGCAUACUGUAUUGCUGAUAUUUCUCCUACUCGUUGAACAUAGUGACCAGUCACCUACUGGAAGAAUGAGAAAAAGUGGGAAAAGUUCCGUCGGUAACAAAAACUCUAAACCUAAGCCGGCCCCUUCUCCCGUUUACACCCUUGGACAACUGUUCUAUGAAAAUAACCGCCUUGAACUGCCAUAUAACCUUACAGAAAAGGAAAGUCAAGUGUAUGCUGCAAAUUACACCAUGUUCCCAGAUGGCGUUUACUACCCAUGGCUUCGACAGUCUGAUUUAUCAAGAAAUAAAGAAGAAUUCCAGGUCAGGUGCCUUAAUACCACCAUGAAAGAAAACAACCAAUGGCUUAAUAGACUUAGUUCAGAAGAUGAUACCUAUAUGAGCGUGGCAAUAUAUGUUUUAAAAUUUAUUUGCACAGAAAAUUAUGGAAAAGAUCCCAACAGGGCAGACUUAUUUGUUGGAGGACUAUGGAUGACCACAUUAGGUGUGAUUAUCUCCUUAGUAAUGCUAGGGUACGAUUAAAAACAAUGUAAAGUCUGUUUUC